UCCCUUUAGGAAAGAUUCAGGGGAGAAAUAACUGCUCAAACCAACAAGUUUGCUUGCGGCUUUAAGAGGACUUUCAGACACUACUCUUUAAUACUGACAGAAUACAAUCAACUGUAGUCAGCCACAAUUCCAGACAAAAGGCGAACUACGGUAGCACAGACUGACUCGGAGAGUGCAAUUCAAAGCGCCCCUCAAUGUAACGCACAGUUAGUUAAACGUUGCGCAAAGGAUUUUCUUCACUGAGAUCUUGUGAUUGCUGUGCUUGUGUGAUCAGAUACUUUCUCCUCCGCAGAAUGGGACAAGGCUGCAUAUAGCGCUGGUCGGGGAGGCAGGGUGCUGUCGCCACUAGCCCUCUCUCACGACCUGGACUUCGUCUACCUGCCUACGCACUGUAGGGAUUGAUUUUUGAAGAAAUUUAAUUUAAACUGUCAAGGACACUUCUACAUGAGUGGAAAGUAAAUAAAACUGGUUAAUUCAGUCUCUUAGCAACGCCUUGGGGACUCUCGACGCCGAGUGAGAGCAGCAUUGUUCCGACCAUGGCGAAUCUUAACUUUAAGCAGAAUCGGUUCUACCAUGUCCCAAAGCUUUGUUGCCAGUAAAUGUCAGUGGAUAAACCAAUUGCGUCAGCUUUCUACGGAAUGGAUUAGAAAACGUUCCGAGAUGAUGCUGAGAUUGAAACCACAGAAGACAGCAAACAUCCUCAUCUGUCACACCAUGAUGACCUUGUUACAGGGAUGUCAAUCAGAUUCCAUAGUGACUGUCACGUACCCAUAAGAAGGGGCAUUCAUGGAACCAACACGUCAAGGCUGAAGGACCAGGUAUGAUAAGGACCCUUUUUGGUCCUCCAGAAAUAACAAAUAAUAACAAAAACUGAAUACAGGGGCAUAUUUAUAUUUCUACGAGCCUUUUUUUAUCGUUAGAUACCAAUGAUUGCUAGUUUCAAAUCACCAAGUACAGAAUGUGUGGCCGAAAUUAGCCAGUUUUCGAGUGUGAUCUAACUGUAAGCAAAUUUGUUACAAAAUGUGCGUUUUUAACCAAAAGUCUAUGGCUAGAUCUCCUCUAAACAUAACGUUCAAAGACUUGUUCAAGUUCAAACAAUAAUAAAACUUCUUGAAUCAACUUACUUCUGCAUUUUGUGUUAUCAAUAUUACAAAAUAUGUAGGCAUUGAAACACGGUCUAUCCUUCACAUACAAUCCUGACAAUUUUCACAAGAAUUUCUGAAAGUUUUUCCCACUUUCUGAAUUGUGCAGACCUUGUGUGCCUAAAAGGGUCCUUGUUAUACUUUAUCAAACACCAGCAUAUCGUGCACAGAAUAUAACUUCCAGCCAAUUCCAUAGCUCGUCCAUAAAUGUUCAGCAUUGCAACAUUUCUAUCUCCAGUUCUCCACAAAUACCGCAGUACCUUGAACACUCCACUAAUGACGGACCCUAGGAUAUGGAUGCAUGUCACAGGUCAACUCAAUUCUGUUAUAGCGGGGCGGGGGUUCCUGGUAGUUUAAAAAGUUUGAUGGAUAUGUAUUAAGAAAAUAACAAACCAAUUUCGACGAUUGCAGAUUAUGUUUUUGUCGAAGGGCUAUUUAUUUAUUCAUGAGGAAGCUUAUUUUGUCAUUGUCAGUUUAAUAAAGAACCGAAUGUGAUCUUAAUUGAACAUCUUGGCUUAGUUAUGUAUCAUUUCUAGUUUGUGACGACGUAUGCAUCAGGUUAUGCUGCAUUGUUCUCAACAGUGAUAGCAGAGAUUUCUUGUGGAUAUGGAAAGGUUUUGUCGCUUCGAUUUACACGCAAUUUGUGACACGUUGGUAAAGAAAUACUCGGCAGUGAUUGAUUGGCGUUCUUGAAGUUGUAGAGUAAUGCGUUACGGACAGAAACUCUGCAUAUUGCGGCGCCUCCAAGUAGUGUCAUUACACCCUUAUCUAGCUGUCACUUCAGCUGCAAUAAACCAGAAGUUGUUAUAAAUAAAGGUGUAUGUUACCUUAGUUACUAAAUGUAUGUAUUUCUGUCCGGAGGAAAGGUGUCAACGUGUUGUUUGUAACACGUGUAUAUUAUUCCUGAUAUAUAUAUAUUCCAGAUCUGAAAUGAAAUCUUUACUUUUCAGAGCAAGCGUAUGACAUUUCUGUAGUGACCGGCAAUGUCUUCAUGCUGGGGUGAAUUGGAGUGUUGAAAUCAUGAACGUUUAUUAGCAUUACAUGUAUUUCUGAUAUCCAGCAGAUAUAUACAUGGUUAUAUUCCCGCGUGUGGUUUAUUGUGUCAACUGCUUGGUUUUCAGGUUUAGUUUGACGUAACCAAAGUGAACCAAGAAUAAAAUGGACACUGUGAGUGUUGGGAUCACAUUUGCCACCUACCUCAUGGCAUCAUUUCUGAUUGUCUUCACACCGACAAGCAGCAGAGUGGGCGCCCUCAGCAUACCCGGCUACUUCAAGAACUGCAGCGACUGCCGGGGAUCUCUGGGCAAGGACAUCCAGCAACUGAAGAGGUUACAGCUUAUACGCAUGCGCCUUGAGACAGCUUUGAGAAUUGGGAGACAUGGCUCCCCCAUGCAGUCGGAUGGAAUACCAAGAAAACACAUUAUCCCACAACAAACUGAGAAGGAGGAAAUUAUCACUUUCUCUCAGACGAUAGGAAGAAAAGAAGAUGCAAGCAUACUGGAGUUCGUGCUGGAUACAAGUACAAAAAGAAAAGAGUUGGAAGUGCUCAGUGCAAAUCUGUGGGUACUUGUGAAAAAACGCGGGAAAAGUAAGAAGGGGAAGCGUAUAGUACUUAAAGUGUUUCAGUUGAAGGACCAGGGUCUUGUUCUCCUGACGUACCUCCGGACUAAAGUGAAAAAAACAAGAUGGCAGAAGCUGAGUCUGCCGAUCAGCUUGAUUCAGACUCUUGUGGAACCACCCCUUAGCAUACUGAAGCUUCGUGUAGACUGUCGCAGAUGCGGGCGAGAGGUUAAGCUUGUGCUACCCAAGAACAGAAAAUGGGGCAAGCGCAGAAAAGUCAGAAGACCAUCACUACGUGGUUUACGAACAGUUACGCCUGCCAAGCGAAGGCCAUUUUUGCAUAUAUUCACACGGGUUAAAUUCCAUUCCUAACUAAAAUGGUCACAUGAACGUUGAUGGGUCCCAGGUUCAUCUGUCUAGGACGAUUCUGGAUUCAGUCUCGUGGCAGCUCCGUGCAUAUGUGACCUAGUCAGAGAUAAAACGUUUACCUCAUGGCAGAACAUUUGUCGCGGAUGUCGGACGUCACUCGAGUGUUAGGUGUAGCAGUGGCAGCUCGUGUACAGACUGGGGAUCUAACUCACUUGUUUGCUCUUCUCCAACAUUUACAAGAUGGAACGGCCUUGACCUGAUACAGGAGACAUUAUUGAUGCUUGGUUUAAUCAUCCAUAUAAGUUAUAUUUGUAUCAUACUUGCGCAUUGUGACAUUCACACUUUGUUGAGCUCAUGAGUUGGGAUAUUUUGGAACAUACUUACCAAAACUUGCUGAGUGUGUGGAAGAGCAAAAUCGGAAUCUUGGCAUAAUUACGUCUCCAGGGAAAAUAUGUUUGUUAACAAGUAAGGCGUUCAUUAGUUGUAAAAGGAAGGGAUAUUUCUUUCUUAUUUUAUGAGGUUUAAUUUUGAGUACAUGUCUAUUUCAGCGCAGUCCUGAAUAUUUGUUUGGAGAAAUAGUGUUUCCUGUAUUAUGUGUUCACUUGUGGAAUGUAUCGUUCUUCAGUCGCCGUGGAAGUAAUCACUAUCUUAAUGUCGUAACGUCCUUGUGACCACAUGACGUAAUACUCAUCUCGUAUCAUCCAUGCCAAGCGCGCAAUUGUCUCAAUGUGUUCAUGCACGUGAAAGUCGUGUAACAUUACACUUCUAUCGCCAUUAGCGACGUAAGACUGAGCAACAGAAACAAUGGGAUAUGGUUUAGAGUUCCCGACAUAGGGCAAUAGUCUGAUGCACUUUGUCACGUCAUUCAACACAUCCCAGGGUCGCCUUCAAUAGUGACGAAACAGUAUUAUAGACACAUAUAAACAGUCAUCAUUCAUUGAGAUAAUCCACGUGUUUUCCCUUUAAUAGAUGGUUUGUUGUUAUUGUUCGGGUAUGCAGGAUUCCCUCAGCCAUCAUGACACAUUGCUACAGGUUGACACAUUGAGACAGCGUAUACUAGAUGCAAACCCUUCCGAAAUAAGGAAUUAUGACCUGUAUAAAAAAACAUUACUCUGUGGUACUCGUUUGAGACAGACUGGUUAGAUUAACUGGUAAGGUGAUUAAAGUAUACAGCCAUACAAGGCACACUUCGUUUGGUGAUCAAUCGUCCAUAUUCUACAGACAGGGUUCUCCGUGAAGAGUUAUCUAAAGGUCUCAUCAUUUAUUGCCCCUAACUAUGACAAUAUUUAACAGAGGUGACACAAUGACUGUAGCAUGUGUUGUACAGUGUAACGAUGAUGGCAUAGGGUAGCUUCAUAUUAGGGUCUCAUGCAAUUACAUGUUGUGCUUCUUUAUACGGUCUUUUGCAUCCACACGUGAAUUGUGACGGACAUGCAGGUGAGCUUCAGUGCUACUGGAAUCUUAUCGAUUGCUGUAGGUCACAGGAGCAGUCUUUGUUUUAAACGUGUCAUAUUUUACGUUACAUUGGAGUUCUAUUUUCAGCAGCUACAUAUGCCGCAUAACUUGCAUAAGAAUGCACCCAUUGUGUGUAAUAAAUCAUUCCAUUGUCA
Messenger RNA from Haliotis rubra (blacklip abalone), 4681 nucleotides. RefSeq lists its product as uncharacterized. NCBI's taxonomy places the organism in Eukaryota, Metazoa, Mollusca, Gastropoda, Lepetellida, Haliotidae. The record is from RefSeq and is a predicted model, not a curated record. The transcript has 3 exons. The coding region runs from base 2301 to 3074 and encodes 257 amino acids.